Molecule: messenger RNA, 1932 nt
Organism: Planococcus citri (citrus mealybug)
Lineage: Eukaryota; Metazoa; Arthropoda; Insecta; Hemiptera; Pseudococcidae
Product: tubulin alpha-1C chain-like
Exons: 7
Coding region: 178-1527 (449 amino acids)
Biological process (GO): mitotic cell cycle; microtubule cytoskeleton organization
Cellular component (GO): microtubule; cytoplasm
Molecular function (GO): structural constituent of cytoskeleton; GTP binding
Source: RefSeq, a predicted model, not a curated record
ACUCGAUUAUCGUUAUAGUUCCAUAGACUGUGAUAUCACUCCGCGUUAGCCAUAAGAAUCGGUUACAUUUGUUGAGGUCGGUUGUUCUUUGGCGUUCACGUGAGUCGGUGUCACGAAAAUUUUACUUACGUUUCGGGUGUGAAUUAUAAAGUUGUACGUAGCGAAUUAUUUGACAAAAUGAGAGAAUGCAUUUCUGUACAUAUUGGCCAAGCUGGCGUGCAAAUUGGCAAUGCAUGCUGGGAACUAUACUGUUUAGAACAUGGAAUUCAACCCGACGGUCAGAUGCCUUCAGAUAAAACUGUAGGAUGCGGCGAUGACAGUUUUAAUACGUUUUUCAGUGAAACUGGAUCCGGAAAGCACGUACCAAGAGCCGUAUUCGUCGACUUGGAACCCACUGUAGUCGAUGAAGUUCGAACUGGAACGUAUAAACAGUUGUUCCAUCCCGAACAACUGAUUACUGGUAAAGAAGAUGCUGCGAAUAAUUACGCCAGAGGUCAUUACACUAUUGGAAAAGAAAUUGUCGACAUUGUCCUUGAUAGAAUAAGGAAACUUUCCGAUCAAUGUACCGGUCUUCAAGGUUUCUUGGUGUUUCACUCGUUCGGAGGUGGCACCGGUUCUGGAUUCACGUCUUUGCUGAUGGAAAGGUUGUCGGUGGAUUAUGGCAAGAAAAGCAAAUUGGAGUUUUCCAUUUAUCCGGCGCCUCAAGUAUCCACAGCAGUAGUUGAACCCUACAAUUCAAUCCUGACCACUCACACUACUCUAGAACAUUCCGAUUGUGCUUUCAUGGUCGAUAAUGAAGCUAUUUAUGACAUUUGUCGUCGUAAUUUAGAUAUAGAGCGACCGACGUACACAAAUUUAAACCGUUUAAUCGGUCAAAUAGUAUCUUCUAUUACAGCUUCGUUGCGUUUCGAUGGAGCACUUAAUGUCGAUUUAACAGAAUUCCAGACGAAUUUAGUUCCUUAUCCAAGAAUUCACUUCCCGUUGGCAACCUAUGCUCCGGUUGUUUCGGCUGAAAAAGCUUAUCACGAACAAAUGACAGUGGCUGACAUAACUACAGCUUGUUUCGAGCCUCAAAAUCAGAUGGUGAAAUGUGAUCCUCGUAGAGGAAAGUAUAUGGCUUGCUGUAUGCUUUACAGAGGAGAUGUAGUUCCUAAAGACGUAAACGCAGCUAUUGCAAAUAUUAAGACAAAAAGAACGAUUCAGUUUGUAGAUUGGUGUCCAACUGGUUUCAAAGUCGGUAUCAACUACCAACCUCCGACGGUAGUACCCGGAGGCGACUUAGCCAAAGUCCAAAGAGCAGUCUGCAUGCUCUCAAACACCACAGCUAUAGCCGAAGCUUGGGCCAGAUUAGACCACAAAUUCGAUUUAAUGUACGCUAAACGAGCUUUCGUACAUUGGUACGUUGGAGAAGGUAUGGAAGAAGGAGAAUUCAGCGAAGCUCGCGAAGAUCUAGCAGCUCUGGAAAAAGAUUACGAAGAAGUAGCCUCCGAUUCUGUGGACGGUGACGAAGACAGAGAUGAGUAUUAAAAACGUGACGCAUUUAUACUUUUUUGUUGUACAUUAUCACACUGUAACACUGUGACAUUAAUUUAUGAGACUUUCAAAUCAGUUUAACUAAUUUAUAUAUACAUACGUUGAGUGUUUUUAUUUUUUUGUUUUUUUUUAAUUUGAUUUUUUAAAUAUUUUAUAACUUUGAUAUUUUUAUUUUAAUAAGACGUAUUUUUUUAAUUUCUUUGUAAGUCACACCACGUAGUAGCUCGUAGCUCUCAUUACUGUAUUUUUUUCUCUCUCUCUGUUGAUUGUACUAAUACUAUACGAAAAAUUGCAAUAUACGUACGUAGGUUCAAGAGUAGAGAUAUCGCAAUGUACCAAAUCAAUUCAGCUAUUAAGCGAAGUAUUUUAAUUGAUGAAUAAACGUUUAGUUGCCUACAA